CAGUCUCGCACUUUCUAUGGCCCGUAUGCUAAGGAAUCGUACGGGUCCCGCAUUCUCGACUCCGCCAGCACAGCGAGGUGCUUGCGAGAGAGUCGUCUCGCGUUGUCGUCGGCCAUUGUCUGUCAUGGAAGCCUACCAAAAUGGCAGAAGUCGUGCAGAUGUUUUUGUUCCUAUUUAAGUCGAAGUACCGUCGGAAAGAACUGUUUCGCGAAGACAGGCACGAGGGUGGUUUAGCGUGUGCGAUAUUCUGGGCAGUGAUCAUUUGGGCGGUUGUGUUACAAGGUGCAAGAUCGGCUUCAUCAGGAUCCGAGUCGACGUGCGACCUGGACAGUUGUAUCAACGGAGAUUGUGUCAAUGGCAGCUGCGUCUGUCACGAGGGCUGGCAAGGCCCGUCAUGUCAAUACUGCGGCGGUAAAGUCAGGCUGUCAGAAUCUUCGGGCAGUAUCCAUGAAGGAAUUGGAAAUUAUUCGACGGACAUGAAGUGCUCCUGGCUAAUCGAAAGCAGCCCGAAUUCCUCGAUAAGGAUCCACAUCGAGGAAUUCGCCACAGAGUGCGGCUGGGACCAUCUCUACAUCUAUGACGGGGACAGCGUCGAGGCACCUGUACUUGGGGUCUUUUCUGGACUAAUGCACAAGGACGGUUACCACAUCCGGCGUGUGCCCGAAGUAGUGGCACGAUCAGGAAGUGCCCUUCUAUACUUCUACUCCGACGUCGCUUAUAAUAUGAGCGGUUUUAAUAUUACAUAUAAGAUCAACGCGUGUCCUAGCAGGUAUUCACAUACUGACUGCUCUGGGCAUGGCGUUUGCAUAGAAGGCGUAUGUACUUGCGAUGCUACGUGGACUGGAGAUGCUUGUGACGUUCAAGUCUGCCCGAAUAAUUGUUCGUAUGAUCUUCAUCAAGGCGAGUGCAAUCGUGAGAGGCAUCAAUGCGAAUGUAAAUCUGGCUUUAAAGGUUCAGACUGCAGUCAAAGGAACGAGAGAGGAUUCUGGGAGGCAGUCACUUACAAGGACAUCUCUCCUGAGGGAUCAGCUAGUCACUGUUCUAUUGUCUGGCGAGACUCACUUUAUGUCGUCGGCGGUGAGAGUUUCCAUAAGGCGAAGAUGAUCUACGUCUAUGAUUAUAACGGUAACGUGUGGGAGACGCCCCACGUAGAAGGCAAACUACCCGCUCCCCGUUAUGCCCAUUCUUGCGUUCUAUUUGGUGACAAGAUAUAUAUGUACGGUGGCGUCGUGCAAAACUCUACGGUGACCAAUGAACUUUGGGCCUUCGACGUAUCCGCUAAAGUCUGGGAAAAUGUUACUGUUCAUGACAACUGCAAUAACAAGACCAUGUGCGGACCACUCAAGGUUGCUGGACACACUGCUAACAUGGUGCAGAGUAACGGAAAAAAAGAAAAAAUGGUUGUGAUAUUUGGACACUCUCCGCAGUACGGAUAUUUGAAUACUGUCCAAGAGUAUUAUUUUGGCACGAGAGAAUGGCAGAUCGUGGAGACCUAUGGAUUUCCUGUGAAAGGUGGUUAUGGUCACAGUUCUGCCUAUGAUCCAUUGACGAAUCUGAUCUAUGUCUACGGCGGAUACGUCUCCGAAUCACAGAGCAGUCAAAUCCUAACGAGUCGAUUAUACUCAUAUCAUCCUAAUACCAGAGAGUGGACACUCUUGACUUCCGCACCAUCAGCUAGAUUCUUUCACACUGGCGUCUUUGUAUCCGGCGGGUUGAUGCUCAUUUUUGGUGGUAACACUCAUAAUGAUACUCAUCAUUCUCACGGUGCAAGAUGCUACUCAGCCGAUACUAUUGCCUAUGACGUUACUUGCGAUUCCUGGCAUCAAUUUCCCAUGCCCAGAGAAAUGAUUGAUCUUCCUAGAUACGGACACAGUGCGACGGUGUUUGAGAAGUCCAUGUAUAUCUAUGGUGGUUUCGAUGGACAGAUGCUCUCAGAUAUGCUCAGGUAUACACCAGGUAGAUGCGAGCAUCUCACGAGCCAGAACCAAUGCUUGAACGCGAGGACGGGAGUGAAGUGCGUGUGGGAUAAAAGGGAGGGUCGGUGUUUGCAAAUCUCAACGAUUCCUCGGCACGUACUCCAAAACGACGACUUACACGACGGCACCUACAUGAGAUGCGUGGACGACAUGCCACCACGUGGCAUGACUUCCCACAAAGAGCUUUGCAAGCUACUCACGGACUGCACGGCCUGCGUGCAGACAUCUUACAAUUGUGUCUGGUGUGGCAAGAGUUGUUCUUAUGAGAUUUGUCGCGACAAUGCAAAUACUCCGCCUCUAAAGGCCAUUACACACUUGGAUCAGUGCGAAGCGCAUUCUGGUGUUGAGUGUUUGCAGUUGCAUACGUGCCACGGGUGUUCCAGUAAUACGCACUGCGUGUGGUCUUGGUCGAGUGGACCUGAUCGAUGCAAACCGCAAUCCAAAAUCAGAGAAGUGAAUGGUAUCAAUGGAACGAUCCAAGCGCAAAGACUAACAAUGGACACCUGUAGAAAUCCCUGCGCAGACUUCACUUCCUGUCGAAAUUGCACAGAGUCCGAUUGUAUCUGGUGCCAAAACGAAGGGAAGUGCGUUGACAAAAAUGCCUACCCGGCGAGCUUUCCUUAUGGACAAUGUCGUGAGUGGACGACGGCAGAUGCUAAGUGUCGUGCCACUGAAACAGGACGUGAAUGGUGCAGCUUCUAUUCGUCUUGUACUAGCUGCAGAUCAGAUCCAGGUUGUGGAUGGUGUGAUGACGGAUCCGGUACUGGAAAAGGACAAUGUUUACCUGGAGGCGCGCGUGGUCCUAGCAACAGAGAAGAUAAUAUUUGUUCUCUUGAUUACUGGUACUUUACCAAGUGUCCUACCUGCCAAUGCAAUGGUCACAGUACAUGUCUUCCAAACAGCAGCGUUUGUAUUCAACCUUGUGCAAACUUGACCCAUGGGCCUCACUGCGACAAGUGUAUCCCUGGAUAUUAUGGGAGUCCUCUCAAUGGAGCAACUUGUCAACCUUGCUCCUGCAACGAUCAAGGCACUCAGUGUACCAGUGAGACUGGAAAGUGUUUCUGCACCACUAAAGGUAUCAUUGGAGAUCAUUGCGAACGCUGCGAUUUGACUGGUCUUUAUCAUGGUGAUCCUACUAAGGGCUCAUGUUUUUAUGAUCUGACUAUUGAUUAUCAAUUCACGUUUAAUCUGAGCAAGAAAGAGGAUCGUCAUUACACAGCAAUUAAUUUCAAAAAUUCCCCAUCAAAGCCAGACGUUGAUGCCGAGUUUACAAUAAUCUGCUCAGUUCUUGCCAAAAUGAAAAUCACUAUGAAGAAGGGCAACAGUCCUGAGAAACCGUUACUUCUUGGUGCCAACUGCACGACUUACAAGCAUCGCUUCAGCAAGGCUGACUAUAAUUUUGGCAGCGAGGAUAACAACACUCUAACUACAUUCUACGUUUACGUUUAUGACUUCCAGCCACCCCUCUGGAUACAGAUAUCAUUCUCACAAUAUUCCAAGCUCAAUCUUCAACAAUUCUUCAUUACAUUUUCUACAGAUUACAUGACACCGCACAGGUGCUUCCUCGCCCUGCUACUGGUGGCAGCAGUAUUGUGGAAGAUCAAGCAGAGAUACGACCUGUAUCGAAGACGCCAAAGACUCUUCGUCGAGAUGCAACAAAUGGCUAGCAGAGCAUUCAGUCAGGUACUGGUGGAGAUCGAGAGGCGAGACGUCGUUCUAUCGAGCGGCGACGGAAGCAAUGGCGACGCCAAUAAUUCACGAAAAAAGAAAAAGGAUGCUCCUAGCCCAAUAGCUUUGGAGCCUUGUUGCGGUAACAGAGCAGCAGUUUUAUCUCUGCUGGUGAGGUUACCAACAGGUGGUGAACCUUACACGCCUGCAGGUCAAAGCGCAGGACUUGCGGUGGCUUCGGCCUUAGUUACUCUGGGCAGUCCGCGAAGGCCGUCACAGGAGUUGACCAUGAAAGAGCCGAAGAAGACGAGGAAAUCAGCAAGUCAGCAUCCGGACUCAACAUGCAUUUAGCGGUAAAUUCUAGUGGAAGACGCCGUCUUUAAGUUUUAAGUCAUAAAGCCUCAUCCGCUGUUACGAUGGAGAGCUCGGCAGCCUUUGAACUGCUUUGGAGAUCGGCUUGAGACCGAGGUCGUGACAGAUACUACUCUAAAUCGUCAAACCGAAGACGUAACUCACGGCGAAAAAGGCUGGGACGGCCAAAGUGGUUAUGGUAAGAAUAAUUGAGCUUUUCUUACCGUAUAAAUCAACUAGAUUUUUACCAGGCCUGCCUUUUAAUCUUUCAAUUCGUCGACCUCAACACUGAAAAAUGGCGUCACGACGCACGUCCCGUUAUCUGAUCGCAGUCAUUGAUCUGAAAUCAUAACUCUUAGCAAGGAUCUCGUUAUAUCCCACGAUUAGUGGGUACGAAUUUACAUAAAAGUAUAAUAUCCUUCGCUCUUUAAUAUCGAGAUGAAUAGCUCAACCAUUGUGAAUGCACGCGAAUGCCAUAUUUUCUAGGAUUUAUUAAUGCGCUCAUUCUAGCUCAAUCGAUAAUCGUCUAGAACUCGUAUGUAAAGCUGUCACGACCAGGUUACCAGCUGAUUUUCCUUUGUCGAAAAUAUCGACAAUGGCUGCAUAACUCUCCAAGUCACGCACGAUUUAUUAUCGCGAUUUCGUUACGUCAAAGUAUUCACGUUCGCCCAACUACGUUUCAAACAGCGGAUGAAAAGCGCUGGCGUGAUUUUCAUGACUUUUGGUGAUAUCCGAGUUGGUGUGUGCUUCUCGAAUUUUUUAAAUCUCGUAUAUUAGCACCACUUUGGGGUAAAUGCAGAAUGUAACGAGGAAAGUGUAAUACUAGACACAUACGUAAAGCAUCCGAAACAGCAAGAGGACAUUCUCUUUUUGGCAUUUAUAUGUAUCCGAGUUUAUUAAUUCCUCUACUAUUUCUAUAGAUACGAUGAAUUCAUCAGAUAUCCUGUCUUGCGUUUCGGAUGACUUGCACAAUUUGUAAAUAAUUCUAUGCCAAGUUCGAAUUGAACAUUAACUUGAGCCGUACGUCGGGCCCGAAAUGCCGAUUCGGCGAAAAUCAAAAGAAAUGCAGAACGAAGGAGAGAACGAGAGAAAGAGCGCGUGUAUGUAAGCGAGAGAGAGAAAGAGUGUAUGAAUGAAAAAUUGUAUAAAAAUUACUGAAAAUAAUUGGAUCGUCGUGAAGAUUGCGUUAUAAUUAUAUAAAAGGAAGAAACAAAAGAUGAGAAUAAGAAAGUAAAGAGAAAGAGAAAGACGUAUGUUAGGAAGUAACGUACGGAGUGAGAGUGAGAGUGAGAGAGAGAGAGAAGGAAAAGCCACUGAAAUAACGUGACCAUAGCAGGAUACACAAUGAUGGGAUACAUUCUAAACUGAUGGAACUAAUGGAAGGGUGUUGCAAUAAGGGAGCGAUAAUCUCGACUGUAAAAAUCAAGUUUUUUGUUUGUUUGUUCCCGCAAAUCGAAAAAGCGCAGGAACGAAACUGCGUGGGCGAACGGCGUAGGCGAUUUCAUCUGUUUGUCUCUGUCAAUUUGUAGAGAUCGAUACUGUUGUUGCUGCUGCUACUGCGGUAUGAAGUUACAACAAAGACGAAAAUCAGAGUUAAGAGAAUACGAAUGAUUAGACGAGGACGAUCUAGAAUUUAGACUGUAAACAAUAGAACACGAAAUAUUCAUACUUGCGCCCGCAUCAAAUGAUAUUAACGGGUACCAUUGACAUUAAGUUAAUUAGUUAGAAUGUAAAAACGUCAGUGCGUAUAUUUGUAUAUCAGGUAACCGAAAGGUACAGGGAUGCAGAUAUUUUUUAAUUAUCCCAUUGGAUUUAAAAAUUCAUUCUUUUAUUUUGACUAUCUAAUACUCAUGCGAUUCUUAAUUAGACGUUGUCCACAGGGGGAUGUACUGUGUCAUCAAUUCACAAUAGUCAUGUGAAAAUAAUGCAAGUCUCGACUCUUUUAUCCGUCUCAUUAUAUAGGGUAGCUAGAAAUUCAACAUGGCCAAUGACAUGCAAAAGAUAUUAUCAUGAACUGUCGUUAUACACUCCUUCAGUGUCUUGCAUCAAUUUGAAAAAUCAUCAAAGAAUCUCUGAUCACUGGUCCAUCCUUAUGGUAAAGCUGUUUUUCAUCGUCCCGUAUCAUCUCCUCCCUCCUAUCUUUCUUACGAAUUAUCCAUCAUCUUCGAAGAGUUAGUUUAAUUUUUGAUACUACUUUUUUUUUUUUUUUAAUUAGACUUCUUAGCGAUGUCUGCGAAUUUUUUUUCUUUUGUCUCGUCGUUUGAUUACUAUCGUAACUCUCCUUUAUACUUUUUGUAUCUUAUUUAUCUCGCUGUCUGUUUACUCAUCUGCCUAUCUACUUAUUAUAUGUUAUAUGUACUGCCAAGCGUUAGGUUACAAUCACGUCAUUUGUAUCUUUAGUAUUUUAUCCAUACCAUUGUCAUACUGACGUCUUCUAAGUCUCGCGAGACUAUGAAAAAUAUUGCGACAUCUUUCUACUUCGGAAUCUGCUUUUGCCCCUUUGCUUUUCCAAAAUUUCAAUAAAAUCGCGCACCGAUGUUGUUCCGACCCUUGUUCCCACCGGGAUGAGGCCUACGAUAACCAAUCUGUUUUUUCUCUUGAUAUUCGAAAAAUUAUUUUUGGCAAAUUAUAAAACGCAGACACGCCCGGAUAUUAGAACCUAUUUGCAUUUUACAUUAUAUAAAAUUGAAAUAUUGACGUUUCUUUUAUUGUUGACAAUCGCGAGUAUUUUUAAUUAUGUUAAUAUAGUAUCAAAUGGGGUAUAUAUGUAUCCUAUGUAUCUAAAGAUUAUUGAAUCGACGACAAAUGCACUUAACGAGCACAUAUUAUAACGUGAUUGUCAACUCAGUCACUUUUCAGUUGAGUCAUUGCGAAUAUUUUGCGAAUCCAGCGGCAACAAAUUAUCCUUUCGAUUUGAAUUUCAAAUAGAAUUUGCAUUGGAUAUUCACGACGAAUUUUCCAAAUGAAUUAUUAGCAUUUAAGAGCGAAACGGGAACCUGGAAGAGACUGCUAACGGAACUUCUGCCCAAUAUAUUAUACCAAAUAGGAGUUCGUGACAAGAAUACCCGAAAACUUUUGUUUUACUCCAUUAUAUCAUUUUUUAAUAUAGAAAAUUGAGUAACGCUUUAUUCUUUUUUUUUUUUUUAACACUCACUCAAAGAACUUUUUAUCAUCGUACGUGUCGUACACACACGACGUAUCCCUCGAGAAUCCCACAAUUCGUCCAAAAGUUUAUCAUGUAAGAGGUGAAAGGUGAUGGCUGAGGGUGGGUUGUGUAUAGGAAUAAAUAUAAGUAAGGAUCGGAAAUGGAUUAUAAAAACAAGAUGAAUUAUCAGAGUGAGAGGGAUUGUGAGAGAGAGAGAGAGAGAGAGAAGACAACGUGUCAUAAAAAUUCAGUAAUAGUCUUUCUAUUGGCCCAGAUCUUUAUACCGAUAGGGAGUGCGUGACGUCAUAAUUAACUAAUAACGAAAAGUAAAAAGAAAGCAAAGUAUUAGAAAUUUCUAAGACGAAUAUAUACAUAUGUAUAAGUAUACAAUUCAGACAGGGAAGCAAUGGUCGCCCGAAUAUAAACGUAGAACGUCAUGCAAAACAAUAUGAUACGAAUAACGCUGAAACAAACAUGUAAGACUGGACUUACGUAAAUGUGCGAAAUUCGAAGAUGCAAACAAUUAGGGCUGUAAUGAAAAAAAAUAUAUAUAUCCUACACGAUAAAUUAUUUCACACCCAACACACACACAACGGACAUUAACAUCCCUUAACGAUAUCUAGAUAAUCGAAAGCCAUAGCUUGCAACAAUUUUUCUAGAUAAUAAUUGAAAAUAUUUAUUUUUAUUCGAGCGUAAGCGCAAGUAAACUUUGAUAAAAUUAUUAAAAAGUAGAAAAAGCUGAAACCACCAUACUGCGAACGGGUAACAGUGACGCACGAGGCGCUCGUGCACGUGCAGGAUUUAUGCAUUCUGCGUCAAAUAUGUAGUUGCACGUGUACAGACAGAUUCAGAAAUCUUUUCGUAUGUCGAAAAGGGCACACAUUCCUAGAUGUCAGAGAAUUAGCCAGUUUUAUUCGUACAUAUUAAAUCCCUCCAAUUAUGCUUUCACAAAUGAUGUUGACCGUUUGUGAAAAUAGGUUACACGAAUAAAUUAUUCAUUGAUAUAUAUAUACACACCCAUACACUCGUUACAAAAACCAGGAAUACAUCCCUCGUACUGUAACUUGUAAUUAAAAUUUCAAUAUUUCAAGGACUUCUGUCAUUUUCAUCGUGAUGGUUAAUGACUUUUGACCUGCGGCAUCCCAGUCGAUAAUUUUGAUAACGGGAAAACAACGCAUUGCAGUUAUCCGUUGUUAACUGAUUGAUUAUUAAUUGAUUGCUGCUAUAUUUGCUGUUAUCACCCACCCUCGUUUCAAAUGCAUCGUUAUCAAUAAUUUCAAUAAUUUCAGGAUUUCAAUUAUUUUUUUUUUUAAUAUUGAGAAUUUCGGAUGUAGGUAAGGUAAUACAAUUUUUUUCCUGUCAGACAUUUUCGAAUAUAAAAAAAAAAGAGAUUUCUGACGUAACGAAAGUUCCAUCGUAUGGUAGCGUGUACAUAUAUAUAUUAUCAAGAAAGUAAAUUACACAAAUACACUACAUUAAAUUAUACAGACAAUGCUCUUAAAAAUGAGGUUAUAUUGUAAAACGUAGACCUUCUGAAAAUUUUUUAUGUUAAUUAUAAGAAAUUUGAAGUUCGCGCCGUCUCGUUUCAUGUAUCUCAUAUGGAUUAAUCGCGAGCUCAAUGAAUUGACUAUAUCGUUCGGAUCGAUAGCAGUCGCCAUUUUGAACGAUACGUUACGUACGACAAAACGUAAAGCAUAGUCGUGCACGUUACUAUUAUUAAUUACUUUUAAUUUUCAAAUUGUCCUAAUUAAUUAAUGGCGAUCGAACCGUUACGCGCCAAACAGGCAAAAUUGCGAGCCAAUUAUUUUACACGUUCUUCACGUAUCUUUCGUUGUACAUCGGGUGAAGUAUCGCGAAAUUAAUGAAACCACGGAGACAAUGAAAAUUGGCGGUUUGGUUUUGCGGUAGAGUUAAAAAAGAAAGGCAGGAAGAUAAAACCAGGUAGAAUUUUCAUAAGAAUCGGUAAAACGUCCUGAAACGAUGCAAAAACAAAAAAUACUUUUCUUCUCAUCUCUUCUCCUUCUUGCCUUAUUAUAUAUCGAAUCCGUAUUAUUCGUCCUUAUCCCGUUGAACUUUACGAGCACGAGACUGGCGUCACUCGAUUUUACGUUUUCUCUCUUUCUUAUGUUUUUGUAUCUCGAUUCUACCCCUCCGCUGUCAUCUUUAUUGCGUCACUUUUUUCCAUUCCUCCGUAACCUCUUACUUUCUCUCUCUACGUACAACGUCUCUCACUCUCUCCUUCGUCAUCUUUGUUACUUCCUCCGUUCCUCCUGUUUUUUCCUAUCUUAUUCCUGCGUCGUGAAAACGUUCCAUAUAACUAUGAAACGUAACGCAUAACACAUCCCAUAUGAAAUCAACCCUCCGAAGUAACAUUUUUUUCCGCAACAACGGGAUAUUUCUCGGGACGACUUCCCUCCCCUCUUUCUUUAUCCUAUGUCUAAUCGUAGAGAAGGUGGGGGGGGGGAUCACGCCUUAUCUGUGGUAUACUUGUAAACUAUAUCUACGUUUAAUAGCAAUUAUUUAGAGAGUACGCGGAGUAACCGGACGGAAAGAAAGUGGUGAUGGGUGAGAUAGCGGAUAUGACGUUUAUCAAAAUUCUUCGAAGUCCAUCGAAAAGGACAAUAUAUAUUUUUUUCUCUCUAUUGGAUCGAAUAAUCUAUAUAUACUUUAUCAAAGUCAAAACUUGGCCUAAACUUAUGAACUUUGAUAUGUUUCCAUUGACACCCUUGACAUAAUACAUAUAUCUUCUAUCGUCAUUCUCACUUAGUAUAUUUUCCAUGAAUAAAAAAAAAAAUUGAAGAAUUUCAAUACGACGUCCAAGCAAUGGUAAUCAACCUUCUUCGCGUUAAUUAGGAUGAAUUUCGCAAUUUUCUUUCUUUAAUCUUUUUUCUUGUUAUUUAUAUCGUAUCUGUUAAGGGAGCCAGGAGUGACUAGAAGAAGAAAAAGAUAUACUCGCGGUUGAGGUUUUUUUUUUAUUUUUGACUUUUUUUCUUGUCGACGUCCGAGGAUAUCUUGCGAAAGUCGACGUCCGGGCCGAUGUCAAUAAUGUUGCGAUCGGUCGGCAGACGUAUAUUUCCACGUUAAAAAAAAAAAAUGCUGACCUAUAUGUGAAAAUCGUAUAUAACGUAUACACAAGUUCACACAGUUAGAAUGGAGAAUUAAACGUUACGUUUUACACGAAAGAUGAACACAUACACAGCACAUAUUUUCAUCCAAUUGUGUAUUCAGCUUUAUCUAGUCUAUAACGAUGAACAAGGUAGUGAAUGGGACGUGUGUGAAUUUUUGAGAGCACAGUUAUGUCAGAAUGCGAUUUGCCCGAGGUACAUAUGUUAUACAUGAAAAUGAAAAAAAAAAGGAAUAUAUACAUACGCGAAUCGAGAUUGACAACGAGGAUUCAAAUAGCGCGCCACGACGCGAGGCUUAUAGGCUUUGGCGGGAAUUAUUUGAAAAUACGUUAUUUCUGGGAAUUCUGUUGAUUGAGGAUUACAGUAAAAAAAUUUUUUUUUUAAUGAGUUAAACCAACACACAGCACUCUUUGGUGUCUGGUGACGUUAUGGGUGUUUUGGAUGAAAAAAAGAAAAUAAGAUAACGGUAUUAAAGGAAAUUCCAAGAUUUCUCCCGCUCUUGUAUGCUUGUCGCGGGUCGUUGCGCGCGAGACGAAGAUAAAGAGAAGUAAUACAGCUCAAACGUUUAAAGACUGGGAGACUGGGACUUUUUUCUUCGCAAGAGCGUAUUUCGACGAGAGUGAAAGAGACGGGGAGAGAGGAGAGAAAAAAGCAUCACGUGACUACGAGGAAAAAUGACUUUGGGUUUCGAAAAACGAUUCAAUUUUGAAGUGAAAAGAGAUAGAGAAAUAAUCAUGGCCGUAUUUUUGUGCUAGAUCGUAUAGACGACGUAUACAGUGUGACUGUAAAAAAAAAGUGCGAAUGGGAUAUGUACGAGUGGCGAAAACUUAUUGUAUUAUAAAAAUAAAACAGAUAUUGUUUAAAUAAAAUUGAUAUAAAUAA
Molecule: messenger RNA, 11147 nt
Organism: Cephus cinctus (wheat stem sawfly)
Lineage: Eukaryota; Metazoa; Arthropoda; Insecta; Hymenoptera; Cephidae
Gene: dsd
Product: attractin
Cellular component (GO): Golgi apparatus
Molecular function (GO): protein binding
Source: RefSeq, a predicted model, not a curated record